AUGGCGUCGGUGCGUAAAAGAGGACAGACUGUGCAUAGUGAAGCAAGAGAAGUGAUAAGGAGAGUGAUAAGUAAGUGUGACGAAGAAGCGAGAACUGGUAAUUUGCAGCACUUAAUGAAACAGAGCAAUUUGCGAGUCAAGAAUUACACUGGUGUUUCGGUGAGGACAAUUUCUAGCAUUAGAAAGGAAGGAGAUGCAGCUGGAGAGACACCUUUAACUACGCCUGGUAAGAAAAGGCCGUACUCGGAGGAGAAGAAAUUUCAUAUGGAUGAUUUUGAUAGAAGAGUCGUUCGAGAUGUGGUGAGUGACUUUUAUUUAGUGAGGAAGAAAGUGCCCACUGUUCCUAAACUGUUAAUUGAUUUAAAAGAAAAACUUGACUUCCCUUGGAAAGAAGAAACCCUACGAAGACUCCUGCACCAAAUGGGAUUUAAGUGGAAACGGUGUAACAAACUAAGAAAAAUUCUUAUCGAGCGGCCAGACAUAGUUAAUUGGCGUGCUCGUUAUUUGAGAGAUAUCCAACGGUUUCGACAUGAAAAAAGACCAAUAUUUUACAUUGAUGAGACAUGGGUGGACAACAAUUUGACAUUCGGGAAGUGCUGGAGUAGUGAUGAAGUGCCUGGUGUGUUGACGAACACAAGUUCAUCCAACAGACUGAUUGUUGUAAACGCGGGUUCUACAGAUGGAUUUCUUAAAGGGGCUGCUUUAAUUUUUAGGGCGGGUAAAGCGACGGGGGAUUACCACGGACAAAUGAAUGGUAAUAAUUUUGAGAAAUGGGCUGAAGAAAAAACUCCUGCCUAA
Homalodisca vitripennis (glassy-winged sharpshooter) is the source of this 798-nucleotide messenger RNA. RefSeq lists its product as uncharacterized. The transcript has a single exon. NCBI's taxonomy places the organism in Eukaryota, Metazoa, Arthropoda, Insecta, Hemiptera, Cicadellidae. The coding region runs from base 1 to 798 and encodes 265 amino acids. The record is from RefSeq and is a predicted model, not a curated record.